Molecule: messenger RNA, 1120 nt
Organism: Amyelois transitella
Lineage: Eukaryota; Metazoa; Arthropoda; Insecta; Lepidoptera; Pyralidae
Gene: Kin
Exons: 1
Coding region: 1-1014 (337 amino acids)
Source: RefSeq, a predicted model, not a curated record
AUGUCUUGCCACUGGCUCCUCAUCACGUUUUGGUUCAGCCCGGUCAGUCUCCAGUACAUCACCACAGGGGGAAUUGAACCCAUGGUUGAGAACCCUCAGAGCAGUCCACCCUUCUCCCUUCCCUAUAUCAACUAUCUCAGUCCUGUUUCGCAAAACAACGACGCUGACGGCCAAGCCGACACAUUAAAUGACAACUUCAACGAAUUCUACAACAGACCAGAGCCAGACCUUCAAAGAAGAAGACGAGGAGUAAACUAUGAAGAAUCAUACUGGUAUUCAGAUCUCACUGACAAUGACAAAGGCUACGCAAGUAAUGAAGAUAACGAAAUAACCCAAAAACCAUUACUCGCAACGUACAAUUUAAUAACUGAUGAUAAUGCGACGGAGAUGAUGUUUCCACUCGAUAAAAAGAACUUCAGUCCUUGGGGGGGAAAGAGAAAGCAGAGGGCCGAUGCAGAGGCCACAUGGACCUGGAAGAGAUCUAACGGUUUGAGAGAACCAAGUAUGCCAAAGCGAGUACGCUUCAGCCCUUGGGGAGGCAAACGGAGCGGGCAGAUGAUUUUCAAGCCAAACUCUAAGAGUACGAGGAUUAUUUACGCGUCUGCCUUGCCAGAGUUGACUGGUAUUGUCUCGAAUUUGUCCCCAACAGGCAAAACAUUUAAUUGGGCUGGUCUACAAUUGAUACCCACUCAUAAUCUGGCUAAAAGACAUCCAGCCCAGGGCCUCGCUUACAGCUCACCGUUGCAAGGAAAAUUGUUGCGAGACGCGUUACCGUUCAAGGCAUUCUUCGAACUGAUGCCCAAGACUUUCAAACCUGGACAUCCAUAUUACGAUGUGAACCUGAAGAAAGAUGGAAAGAGAAAGGUGAAAUUCAGUGCGUGGGGAGGUAAACGCUCUCCGCCAAUCAUAGGGCCCAUUUGGACCCCCACUCCUACUGAUAUUAAAGAGUCGACGCUUAACAGCAUCUUGUUAAUACGAAGCCGCGAUAACUUGAGAGACGUAAAGGCAGUGUAAUAUGGACAUUUUCGAAAAUUUUAACUCCUGAACUUCAUAAUUCGAUGUUUGUAUUAGCUUAUAAUUAGUGCCAUAUGUGAAUAGGAACAGACCAUAAAAGACAAAA